Molecule: messenger RNA, 1838 nt
Organism: Erpetoichthys calabaricus (reedfish)
Lineage: Eukaryota; Metazoa; Chordata; Cladistia; Polypteriformes; Polypteridae
Product: cytochrome P450 2K6-like
Exons: 9
Coding region: 59-1555 (498 amino acids)
Biological process (GO): xenobiotic metabolic process
Cellular component (GO): intracellular membrane-bounded organelle; cytoplasm
Molecular function (GO): iron ion binding; oxidoreductase activity, acting on paired donors, with incorporation or reduction of molecular oxygen, reduced flavin or flavoprotein as one donor, and incorporation of one atom of oxygen; heme binding
Source: RefSeq, a predicted model, not a curated record
GUGAGUGCUGAGCUGCUCUGACUUUAUUCUGCACGAGAAGACUGUGCUGCUUGCAAGAAUGCUGUCCAGUUUCAGUGAACUGCUUGGAGAUACCAUAACAUCAUAUUUACUGUGUUUUCUUGUAUUCAUAAUAUUUUGCUGCUUCUUGCUGACUUCUUCUAAAGAUUCCAAAUACAGCUUCCCACCUGGCCCCCGACCACUGCCUCUGAUUGGCAACCUGAAUAUCCUGGACAGGAAACUUCCAAAGAAGACUCUGAUUCAGCUCUCUGAAAAAUAUGGCAAUAUGUAUACAUUUCAUUUGGGGCCUGAAAAGCACCUUAUUUUAUGUGGCUACAAAACAGUAAAGGAAGCUUUGGUGGAGCGGGCAGAUGAAUUUGGAGAACGAGGUGAAACUGUAUGGCACAAUGAGGUCACCAGAGGAAAUGGAAUUGUGUUUGGCAAAGGAGAAUCGUGGAAAGCUAUGCGUCGUUUUGCCAUCUCCACACUGAAGAAUUUUGGGAUGGGCAGAGUCAGCCUUGAGGAGCAAAUUGUUGAAGAAUGUCAAAAAAUGAUGGAAGUUUUUGAGUCAUACAAAGGCCAAGCAUUUAGUCCAAAUAACAUCUUAAAAUUUUCAACCUCCAACAUCAUUUUCAUCAUUGUUCUUGGAAGGCGGUUCGACUAUGAAGAUUCUGAUUUGCACAGAUUGCAAAAGCACUUAAACGAAUACCACAGAUUUCUUGGCAGUCCACAGCUGCAGCUUUACAACAUGUAUCCAUUUCUGGGAUUUCUCUUGUCAGACCUCAAACGUGCUGCUGAAAACAUAACUGAAUUUAGAAAAUACUUUAAUAUCGUUUAUUAUGAUCACAAAGAUAAAGUGGACAAGAAUGACUUGAGGAGUUUCACAGAUGCAUUCUUGCUCAAACAGCAGAUGGAGGACACCUACUUUAAUGAAACAAAUUUUGAAAUUGUUGCAAUAAAUCUAUUUGCUGCUGGAACAGAGACUACCGCAAUUACUCUGGCUUGGGGAUUGCUCUUGAUGAUGAGAUAUCCUGACAUUCAGGCAAAAGUACGGCAAGAAAUAGAAAAUGUCAUUGGAAAUGAGCGUUGUCCAAGGUAUGAAGAUAAGAAGAACAUGCCCUACACAAAUGCCGUUCUUCAUGAGAUCCAGCGGUUUGGAGACGUGGCGCCGCUGAACCUGUUACAUCAGACCUCACAGGAUACAACCUUCCAAGGAUACAAAAUCCCUAAGGGCACAAAAGUGAUUCCGCUCCUCUCCUCAGUUCUCUUUGACAAGACCCAGUGGGCCACCCCGUUUGAGUUUAACCCGGCUCACUUCCUGGAUGCUGAUGGCAAGUUUGUCAAGAAAGAUGCUUUCAUGCCCUUUUCAGCAGGUCGUAGAGCAUGUCUUGGAGAAACCUUGGCCAUGAUGGAACUCUUCCUGUACUUCACUCUGUUGAUGCAGAAAUUUAAAUUCCAUCCAGCACCAGGUGUUGCUGUUGAUCAGCUUGAUAUGUCACCAUCUCCUGGCUUCACUGCUAGCCCACAGCCCUUCCAACUGUGUGCUGAAAUCCACUGAAAGAUUCUCCAGUCUGCUGACAAAUCUGGUUUUAAUAUAAUCUUAUGGUUUUCAAUGUAAAUAAAAAUGAUUCUUGUUAGGAUGAUGCAGAUCAGGGAAGUUGUAUGAAAUUUAAAUGAAGAGAACUAAAGGACAAGUCUUUAAAGGAAGGCCCUCAGUGAGCCUUUGUUUUAUUUGAAAGUCAUGCUAUUUGAAUGAUGUAAUGUAUCAGUAACAAAAAUAAGAAACAUUAAUCAGUACCAACUAAUCACUACAAAAUAAACUAACACUGUAAUAAAAAGUA